Molecule: messenger RNA, 2724 nt
Organism: Colletotrichum orchidophilum
Lineage: Eukaryota; Fungi; Ascomycota; Sordariomycetes; Glomerellales; Glomerellaceae
Product: fungal specific transcription factor domain-containing protein
Exons: 3
Coding region: 1-2724 (907 amino acids)
Biological process (GO): regulation of DNA-templated transcription; DNA-templated transcription
Molecular function (GO): zinc ion binding; DNA-binding transcription factor activity, RNA polymerase II-specific; DNA binding
Source: RefSeq, a predicted model, not a curated record
AUGCCUGGAAUACUACCCAUGAAGGUGAUCAAAGUGGGCACCAGUUCCCAAAGCCGCAUAGCUCAGGCAUGCGACCGGUGCAGGAGCAAGAAGAUCCGCUGCGACGGCAUCAGGCCGACGUGCUCGCAAUGCUCUAACGUCGGCUUCGAGUGCCGCACGAGCGACAAGUUGAGCCGUCGCGCAUUCCCGCGCGGAUACACAGAGUCCCUCGAGGAGCGCGUGCGCCAGCUGGAAACCGAAGUCAGGGAGCUAAAGGACUUGUUGGACGAGAAGGACGAGAAGAUUGACAUGCUAUCGAGGAUGCACGGAAACCACAGCCACGCGACCCUGCGCAGCCCUUCCGUUGCGGCAUCGGCGCAUUCGCCGGCGUCGGCGUCGGACGGCGGAAAGGACGCAGGGACGCCGGUCAAGGAAGACACUUUCCGCGUGCAGGCGUCGCCGUUGUUGCUCGGCGUCGAGAACUCAGAUUCGUACUUUAUGGGCCCUUCGAGCGGCCGUGCCUUUAUCGAGGCUUUCAAGCGCAAGAUGCAAGGAAACGGAAAGUCAUGCUCAGAUUUCAACCCAGAAGCGUUUCUGCAUAUCCAGGGCUGCCAUGCCCUGACGCCAAAAACACCUGACCAUUCGCUCAAGGUGCCGCCUCGUUUGUUUUCAGACCGCUGCGUCAACGUCUACUUCCAAGAAUGGGCUCCCUUGUUCCCCGUGUUGCACAAGCCGACAUUCCUCCACAUCUAUGAGGAAUUCGUGUCAGACCCAGAAAAGGUCAAGAACAACCACAAGAUUGCCCAACUCUACCUCGUCUUCGGUAUCGCGGCACUGGGCAGCGACCAGCCGGAUCUCGAGCAAAUCGCGGCGUGUGAGCAGCAAUGGCAGCGAGCUGUCGAGGCCGUCCUGAUGGAGAACACAAUGGUCACCCUGCAAUGUCUCGAGUUGGCUCUAUUGUACUGCAUCGUGAGGGCGGAUUACAAGCGCUUGCAGCACUACAAGGGCAUUGCUGUGGGACUUUCCCACCGCCUCGGCCUGCAUCAGAGUCAGAAGCGCUUCUCUUUUGGCGCGCUCACUAUUGAGACCCGCAAGAAGGUCUUUUGGACUCUGUACACGUUGGAUUGCUUCUCUGGCGCCAUUCUUGGACUGCCGAAACUGCUCAAGGAGGAUGAGAUCCACACCGAGUAUCCGUCAGACACAGACGACGAGUAUGUGACUGAGAAGGGCUUCCAACCGACGCUCCCUGGCGAAUACACUCGCUUGUCGAGUGCGCUCGCCCUUUUCCGAUGCUGCCGAAUCCUGGCCAAGGUAAUGGAGAAGAACUACCCCGCCGCCACCUCUCACGAACUGUCGCUGCAGUCAAUGUCUGCCAUGGAGGCCGAGAUCGACGAAUGGAACGAGUCACUUCCGACGCAUCUCAAGCUUACCUUUAAGCAAGAUAAGCCUUCGACCGACGUAACCGGAAGCCGGUCGCCUUUGCUUGCUCUCGCCUACUACUACACCAAGAUUCUCAUCUGGCGCCCUGCCGUAGGCUCCUCGCUCGGUCGCAAGGCCGCGCCUGCGUUGAUCUCCAUAGGCGAGUCUAGCAAGCACAUUGUUCAGAUUAUUCAGCUGCUCGAGGAGCGCAGUAUGACCUUCUCCUUCUGCCUCAACAAGACGGAUACUCUCGUCCUCUGCGGCAUGACUCUCAUGUACCAGAGCUUCGAGCUCAAACAGGACAGCAAGAUGCUGAAGGACGUGGAGCGCCUCGUCAACAGCGUCCUCCAAAUUCUUACCAAAGCCAAGGCACCUGGCUCUUUCGAUCUCAAGCGCGUAGCCGGCCUCCUUAUUCGGCUCGACGAGCAGAACCUGCCCACCCCGCCGCAAGAGAGCCCGGAAGCGUCCAUGCCCGCCCCGCAAAGGUCUUCGCCGCCCGCGUCAGCACCUAAGAAGAAGUCUCCUCAACGGACCCUCGGACGUCUUCCGAGCGCCGCCGCCAGCGAGAGUGACCUCAUCCAGCAGCAGGAAAAAUUGCGUCGUAUGACCAUACCCAGCGUCCAAAACCGCCCAGAACUUUAUCGGUCCCGCUCAAAGCCGUCCUUUGACAAUUUGCAACAGCAGCAGCAAGACGUGCCUGCGCGGCGAGACCAGCGUCUAUCCAUGUCACAAAUCACCAGCCGCAUCCGCACGUCUUCCAAGCAGAACCUUGAUUAUCUGUCUCUGAACAGCACACCCAACGGCUCAUCACCACCAUCGCCAACCACAGCCCGUUUACACCAGCAAAUUCUCGCCGCGGCACACCAGAGUCUCUACGCGCAACAGCAACAACAACAACAGCAGCAGCAGCAACAACCGCAAAAGAUUUCUGGCGUAUCCUCCUCUGAAUGGGAGGCUCUCCUCGGUUCCAUGGACGGUGGUUUGAACAAUGUGUACGACGCCAUCUACGGCGGCGGUGGUGGUGCCCUCCCAGCCAUGGAGGAGACGCCCGCGUCGUCUUCGACAGGACUGGAUAGCUGGAGUCCAGACAGUUGGGACCUGGCCAACUUCAAUCUUGGCGACUUUGGGACAAACCCAGCGCCGCCGCAGAGCGUCCUGAGCGUCAGCGAGGAGAGCUUAUCCUCGGGCGAGGAUCUGGCGACGAGCGACUUGAACCUGAGCGUCAGCAGUUUGGAGUAUCGGAAUGCGCUGCUCGCGUCUUGUAGUGGAAACGGGAACAGCGAUGGGUUGUUUUUGGGUGAGCUUGAUGGGAAUUACGGACUUUGA